Molecule: messenger RNA, 684 nt
Organism: Zasmidium cellare ATCC 36951
Lineage: Eukaryota; Fungi; Ascomycota; Dothideomycetes; Mycosphaerellales; Mycosphaerellaceae
Exons: 2
Coding region: 1-684 (227 amino acids)
Source: RefSeq, a predicted model, not a curated record
AUGGCUAGUCUGCGCAGCGAGCCGCUCUUCGUCCAAGAUGACGAGUUCGACGACGACGACGACGAUCUGAGAUCAAGGAGGUCGACUAUGCCGCCCAGAGGCGGGACAGCCAUCGAAGCCAUUGAUGUCACUGAAGACGACGAUGAUGUUCAGGAGAUCCCAGCGACGCAGGCGACCGCUGCUCCCACCCAACCUCAGCAGCCUCCAGUACAGACACCACAGCAGGAACCUAUCAAUCUCGAAGCAGAUGAAGGUCCACAACGCGAACGCUACUACCUCCCCAUCUUCAAGAAAUCGCACUACAAAGACGAAGUCUUCAACCGCCUGCGCAAGACAUACGCCGCAAUCUUCAGACGUCAGGCAGGUCUCGCCAUGCCCAACAGCCGGCUCAAACAACGCCUCGAAGACAUCGCCGGAACAGUGCCCUCCAAGCUAAUCGGUUACGUUAUCGACAGAGACGCUAAAGCGUGGGUGCAGGAGCUCAGAAACCAGAAGAGAGCUCUGCAUGGCGAGCUGCAGCAGUUGGAGACCUUCCGGGAGGCAUUGCAGCGGCCGGCGUACCAGACAGCUUUGGGGAGGGCUGUGGUUAGGGACGUGCAGGCCAAGGUGGAUAAGAUUGAGGAGGAUUUGAAGUUGAGGGAGAAUUUGGUGGAGGAGAUGAAGAUCUUUGCGAAGAUGAAUUGA